CGUCUUACGUCAACUCAAAAUCGAAGUGGAUUUCUCCAGGCGUACACUCCUUGUUUUCUGUAUCCCAACUAGCAUUUCUGUACAUACGCCUAUCCAGAAAUGUUCCAUUUAAAACAACAGCCGGCCUCUGCUGUCAAUGACGCUCCUUAAGGGUUACUACGCGCGGGGACGAAAACAAACGCUGCUGCCAGCUAAGCUAACGUAACUGCAGCCGUUAGCAGAACUAUUCUUACACCUCUGCCGAGCUAGCCGUGGAUUAGCACUUUUAGCCUAGCUCGCUAACCAGACACAUCCGAGAAAGGGCACAGAUGAUGUGAAGUGAAAGAGCUCUUCCGCUGUGAGCCAUUACAAACUACGGCUGACACUCGGUGGGCAUCAAGAGAUCUUCCAGAAAAUCCAGGAAGAACUUCCCGUCUGCAGCUCCUCCAGCGCCUGAACCAUGUGAGGACCCCUCGGUGCGAUCUGAGGGGAUCCCUGGACUUUGAAACGACGACCCACCCCACCCCCUCCCCUCCCCCCCGCUGUGCGGGGAAGGACUCGUCCUGUCUCUGUGUGAGCGAGCAGCAAAACUAACAACUCCCUCCCCAUCCGCACAUUCCCAUUCUCCUUACCUAGGAGACACGCCAUGAUGUUCCGAGAUCAGGUAGGUAUCCUCACAGAUUGGUUCAAAGGCUGGAAUGAGUGUGAACAGACAGUGGCGCUCUUGUCGCUUCUGAAGAGGGUGUCGCGCACCCAGGCUCGUUUUCUCCACAUCUGCCUUGAGCAUUGGCUGGCAGACUGCACUGAGAUCCACAUCCUUGAAGCCGAGGCCAACAAUGCAGCAACUGUCAGUCAGUGGCACCAGGAGCCAAAAGAGAAGGUGGUGUCCUUGCUGUUGUCCCACUUGCCUCUGCUGCAGCCACGAAACUGUGAGGCCAAAUGUGAGUACAUGAAGCUGCUGCAGAAGGUGUUGACUCACACUAUUGAGAGUAGCCUUUUUGUGGAAGAAAGCAGGCAGCUGCUCUCUUAUGCACUCAUUCACCCCGCCACCACCCUGGACGAUCGCACCUCACUUGCCUCAUGGCUAAACCACCUGGAGGAGCACCUGUCCAGCGGUUAUGCAUCUCGGGCGCCCCCUAGCCCUUACCACCCGCGCCAGGGCUCUGACGAGUGGCCCAGCACGGCUGAAGCUCUCGAUCCGGGCGGCUCGUGGCCAGACAAGUCGCCGUCGUCCAGCACGUCUCCUGCGGGCCAGAACGGACACUUGCCCUUCCCAGGCGGGAUGUCCUCACCGAUUAACAGCAAUAACACGGGUCUGGUUGGCCAGAUGCAGCCAAGCCCUCUGAAGAAGCCCAUGCAGGUCAUUCCUUCCAAUUCCCAGGCGUGUGGCUCAGAGUGGGGCAGCCAGGACGACGGCGUGGGGCGACAGAACUUCCUCUCCACAGACCACGCGCCUCUUUCCCCUCAGAGCAGCAUAGCGUCUUCAGGCAGUGAGCAGACGGAAGAGCAGGGCUCGGCUCGCAACACUUUCCUGGAGGACGGCAGCGGCAUGAAAGAUGUUCCUGCAUGGUUGAAGAGCCUUCGCCUUCAUAAAUAUGCAUCCCUAUUCUCACAGAUGACCUACGAGGAGAUGAUGAUACUCACGGAGCAACAUCUAGAAUCUCAGAACGUCACGAAAGGAGCGCGGCACAAGAUCGCGUUGAGUAUCCAGAAACUGCGAGAGAGACAGAGUGUUCUAAAGUCUUUAGAGAAGGAUAUUUUGGAAGGGGGAAACCUGCGCAACGCCCUCCAGGAGCUUCAGCAGAUCAUCAUCACACCCAUCAAGGCCCACAGUCCACCCAGCGCAGCACAACCGGUCCCGGACGCCUCCGCUUCCUCGACAGAAGGCACAAAGACGGGAGCCGACAAAGAACCACCAUCCGAGGAAUUUCAGUCCCACAACCCACCCCCUUGUGACGGAGACUCUUCGGUCGCGCCGAUCUCAGACGGGGACAUCGCAGGACAGUUCACUCGUGUCAUGGGGAAAGUGUGCACCCAGCUGCUGGUUUCAAGGACGGAUGAAGAAAACAUCAGUUGUUACCUUCAACUUAUUGAGAAGUGUCUAGCACAUGAGGCUUUCACAGAAACUCACAAGAAAAGGCUGGUCACCUGGAAGCAGCAGGUCCUCAAGCUGCUGCGCCUGUUCCCUCGGAAAAAUAUCCAGGACAUGUCUGCUUACCGACAGAAAGGCUGGAACUAUGGGUCAAACUCCCUCCCCACAGCAGGCUCUGUGAGUGGAGGUGUAAGCCGACGGGGCCAGAGGCAGUUCCCAAUGACCCCACGGGGACUCCCUGCUGGGCGGAUGUGUCUUCCUGGUGGGAUCGGCGGAGUGUCUCCACGCCACACGCUCACUAAUCCUGCGCUGGCAGGACAGGGUAGACAAAACCUUUGGUUUGCCAACCCUGGGGGCAGCAACAGCAUGCCAAGUCAGAGUCGCAGCUCUGUGCAGCGGACCCAUUCGCUCCCUGUCCACACAUCCCCACAAACCAUGCUCAUGUUCCAGCAGCAAGAAUGCCAAGUUCCAGGGGCUGACCUGGAGAUCAAUCCCACGCUGGAGUCACUGUGCCUCAGUAUGACGGAGCAUGCCUUAGGGGAUGGAACUGACCGGACAUCGACAAUAUGAAGAGAGGAAAGAGACACUUCGUUUGAGGCCUGCUCAGUUCAGCACAAAGAUAGAUGUAUGCUUCAAUAAACCCAGGCAACGCAGUCACUACAAUAUGACAAAAAACUGUGUAUAUGUUCUCUAAUAUUUUUGUACUUUAUUAUAUACAACUAAGUUUAUUAAAAAUGGAACACAGAUGAUUAUUAUAUUGUAGAACAGAGAAAAGGUUAACUGUGUCGGCUGUGCCAUGCCACCUGCAGCAGGACUGUGGCAUGUGUGUGCAGCGGUUCAGUUUACCAUGAUAUGGAGAAAAAAAAAACACAAAAAAAGAAAAAAGCAGUGGAUUGGUGCUGUCUUCAAGGGUUCUGCCCUGAAUUUGCUCUUCUUUUCUUACUGCCUUGGAACAAGGUUUUCUACCCACAACACGCCGACAGCCCCCUUCACCACACACAUUCUAGAUUCAGAAAAUUUCCAGCCACGAAGCAAGGCACUUUUAUUAACUUAUCUUUGAUAUUAGGCACUAACUGCAAUUGGCCCUCAUGGUACACACUCUUGAGGUUUCACCUGGGGAUUGGUGGUAACCUACUAAUGCUCUAGGCAGCUCUGGUCAGGGCUUUAAAUUAGGCUUUCCUUUUUGCCUCUCUGAUGAUUUUUGUUGCACAAACAGAAAAGAGAGGACCAAAAGGAGUGAGAAACAGAGAAAUUGUUUGUAUUUCAAUUUUAGGGCCUACCCUUCUUCUUUCUUUUUUUCCCUCCCCUUUCAACGCAAAGUAAAAGCAACUGUCCUCUUCUAAGCGUCUACAAAGCCAAAGACAAGGGUUGUGCGUUUUGUUGAUUUGAGAAAGAUAUUUGUAGUGAGUUGCAGCAGAGUAAUUAAAAAAAAGAAGAAAAAAAAACAGUGUGAAAAGUUAUUGCCAGCUGCAAUUUGUCUUUUAUUUUAAUGUCCUACUUCAUAAAUGAUGAUGAAUCUCAUUUUGGGCCAGGGAAUCCCCAGGAGGGCUGUUAGUAAGAGGUGGGGAGAGUUGUACUGUGCAGGAGCUUAUUAGAUAUUGAAUCGACAAGAGCGAAGAGGCCAGAGUUUUCAAUUCACGAUCCAAGGCUGGCUUGAGAAAGCUAAAUGGAGAGAGAGAGAAAAAAAAAAGGUCUCAGCCCUCUGGUUCCUUACGUUUGGCUUUGGAAAACGAAGCUCGAUCUCACAGCGCCCUCGUCCUUGAAAUGGCCGAUGUGACGAUUUAAUGAAUCAUUCUUUUUCAAGGUGCUUGACGAUGUCCUUAUUUUUCUGUUUGUGUCUAAGUGUGUGUUCCGGUCUCAGAGCUCCGACAUUAUCAUCUGGUAUCAGUGUUGAAUCAAAAACAGUCUUUUAGCAGCCUCUGUCUUUGAAUGUGACAGAGCCGGAGGUGCAUGUUUGUGUGAUAAUGGUCUUUUGGAUCACUUUUGGUUGCUUCAUAAGGCAGGGAUAACCAUUCAUAUAUUAUUUCAGCAGAGCCAUAGGAGGUCUGUCUAGUAAAGAUGGUUAUUUACAGAUAUCUUUUCCAAUUGUAUUUUUUAUUCUCUCUUGAUAAUGAUAACUUAUGCUUAUUUUCUAUAAAUGCAUGUUUUGCCACACUAAUACAGCACUGUUGUAGAUGGAGGACAUGAUGGCUGAUGGUGCCAGUUGUCACCAACAGCUAGAGACCAGUCAUCUCGCAACAAAUGUAUGUUCAUAUCGCCUAAAUGUCACUGUUUACAUCUUUCUGGGAAGAUCCCUGAUUCAUAAUAUUUGAUGUCAUGAGUAAUCUAUUGUCUCGCUAUGUAACGCGUAAAAAGAACUGAAGCCUUCCCACGACCGAGAUGGGUGGGCGGAGUCUAAAGAAAACAAGUCUUCUGCCCCCGAAUCUGUGGACUCCAAACGGUACUCAGAUUUUCCCGAUUUGUACUUGUCUGGAUGAUGCGUUAAGCAGAAAGAACAUCCUCUCUGGCCAAGUGAUUAAAACUGUUAGCUGUCAUGUCCUGAUAAACUGUUCAUGUGGUGCCUGAAAUGCAAAACUCCAGCAUUCGCAAAACAUUCAUUUUAAAAGUGGUCGCAUUCUAGUCAUGGAUUUCUUCAGAGCAGGCUCUUGGAUAGAUCUGACUUAGUAAAAACCAUUACACUCACUGUCAGAAAGAGCUCCAGUGUGUGAAUAAUGCUGGCUUUAAGACACAGUCUUGUUUUUUUUUUUUUUUUUUGUUUUUUUUUUUUUAGCAGUCUGCUAUGUUGUUCAUCAACUGUGUUGUUACAAAUGGCUCAGAUUAUCCUUUUCGUGCCCUCUGUUGCUUCCAGCAGCCUAUUUAUUACCUUUAAUGGGCACAGAGGUACAAUACAGAUUUCUGCAAGUGUGUGUUUAUGAUGCUGAUGCAGCAGGGGAUGACGAAGCUUAUCUGAGCCAAAUGUGUGUUGAGUAAACUGAACACUAUCAACGGGCCAAGGAAUACGUUUACUCCAUGUUUACAUUCCAGCGAUGCAAGAAAUGAGUUGGGAAAAUGCAUUUCGUGAGUUCAGCCUGGUGUAUAUAAACAUGUUAGGAUCCAGUAGAAGAGGUACAGAGCCUGUGUCAUACGGAGACAUCUACCAAGUGUUGCCCAGGGUUUAUAAUAUAGUUCAAUUCUGCAGCCAGCUGUAGGUCACACUGCGCGUAUGUGUCGUGUACAAUUUAUAUUUAAUUCAGAAAUAAUUCUCCCCAAACAUUUUCUAAUAUUUUGUGAACCUUUUUGCAUCACCUGCUUUAUUCUACUUUUUUACUGUCACUCAUUGUGUGUGUGAAUGGUCUGAAGUACAACAGCCGUCGGAUCAUGACAGUCCAAAUAAAGAGGUUCAGUUCUUUUCAAACUAAA
Messenger RNA from Fundulus heteroclitus (mummichog), 5470 nucleotides. RefSeq names its product protein Smaug homolog 2. The transcript has 13 exons. The record is from RefSeq and is a predicted model, not a curated record. Gene Ontology annotation, molecular function: mRNA binding; translation repressor activity; protein binding. Gene Ontology annotation, cellular component: P-body. Bases 626 to 2641 code for a protein of 671 amino acids. Gene Ontology annotation, biological process: nuclear-transcribed mRNA poly(A) tail shortening; negative regulation of translation; regulation of mRNA stability. Lineage: Eukaryota; Metazoa; Chordata; Actinopteri; Cyprinodontiformes; Fundulidae.